This is a messenger RNA of Carya illinoinensis, 801 nucleotides long. RefSeq lists its product as uncharacterized. NCBI's taxonomy places the organism in Eukaryota, Viridiplantae, Streptophyta, Magnoliopsida, Fagales, Juglandaceae. The record is from RefSeq and is a predicted model, not a curated record. The coding region runs from base 1 to 801 and encodes 266 amino acids. The transcript has a single exon. Gene Ontology annotation, molecular function: catalytic activity.
AUGAGUUGUCUAAGUUGGAACUAUCGUGGGCUUGGUAAUCCACUGACAGUUCAAGAUCUGCAUCAACUGGUGCAGUCAAAGUUCCCAUCCUUUGUUUUCUUCAUGGAAACAAAGUGUAGAAGAAACAGUAUUGAAAAACUAAAGAGGCAACUACAGUUUGCAAACAGCUUUGUUAUUGACUGCAAGGGGCUUAGUGGAGGGUUAGCUUUUCUUUGGAGUGAAGAUGUGGAGGCUAAGGUCUUGUCAUACACUCAACACCAUAUCUCUCUACUAAUCCAAGGGGAAGUAGGCAGUAGGGAGUGGGUUCUAACAGGCUUUUAUGGCAACCCUGACACAGCAAGAGAAAGGAGAGCCCUUAAGGCUCUCAAACCUGCCUUGGACAAAGGGUGGGUAUGUAUUGGAGAUUUUAAUGAGGUGCUUAGCUUAAGAGACAAAAGUGGAGGUAGGCUAAGACCUUUCAACCAAAUAAAGGCCUUCAGAGCAGCUAUUGAAGCCUACUCGCUAUCUAAUACAGGAUAUAUUGGUAAUAAGUUUACAUGGGCCAAUGGAAGGUCAGGACAGGCCUUUAUUAAAGAGAGGAUUGAUAGAGCUUUUUGCAACAUUGAGUGGUCUGAGAUCUUCCUAUACUCGAAAUUCUAUAAUCUAGCUUUAAGUUUAGAUCACUGCCCAAUUCUCAUUACCAUGGAGCAGUUUCAAGUUGACUCAACUAGAAAUGACAAACCAUUCAGAUAUGAGGCCAGGUGGGCCUUGAGGGAAGAUUGCUAUGGGGGAGUAGAGAAGGCCUGGAACAAACCUAGAUAG